UGUUAAUCUGACGUCCCUGGGGAUAUUUUUAAAUUAUUCUUUUGUUUUUUGUUUUCGUUUUUUUACAUGGAACAAGUACCCCAAGACAUAGACAUUUUUGUUUAUACCAAGUAAGUGCUGAUGGAAUGACGUAAUAAUUAAAUGACUGGAAUAAGCGGGCUCCGUUUAGGAUUCCCUGUUUAUUUUUCCGACCUUUGACACAUGCCCUACACCGAGGAAAGCUGCACAGCUAAUCUGCUCUAUGGGAACCUGUUUGUGACUCAUUCAGUACCCGUCCUGUCCCUCUGCCAGCCGGACUGCGGGGGCCGCUCCAUUCCCGGAAUCUUCAAAGUUACGCGUCGGGCGCGGACUACAUUUGACAAGGAGAGGCACUACCUCCGCAUCCGUGGGACAUAAAACAUGCGAAAAAUAAGAAGGGGUGUCUCAGUCGACCCCCACAAACUCAAACAGGGAAGUCCUUCUACGUGUUCGGGUUUAAUUUUCUCCGCUGAGCGCACACUCAUCCAGUAUCCGCGAUCAUGACUGUGGAUGCUUACAAGGCUCUCUACAUUGGGAUGGAGGUGGUGAUCGCCUUGUCCUCGGUCAUCGGGAACGUAAUGGUGGUCUGGGCUGUGCGCAUUAACCGGUCUCUGAGAGACACCACGUUUUGUUUCAUCGUCUCCCUGGCCUUGGCUGACAUUGCGGUCGGAGCUCUUGUCAUCCCCCUCGCCAUAACCAUCAGCAUUGAUCUCAAGACACACUUCUACAGCUGUUUGCUGGUCGCCUGCACAGUGCUCGUGCUCACACAAAGUUCAAUCCUGGCGCUGCUGGCCAUCGCCAUCGACCGCUAUCUGAGAGUCAAAAUACCCAUGAGCUACAAGAGGGUGGUGACCCCACGGCGAGCCGGCACAGCGGUUUUAUUGUGUUGGCUGGUGUCCAUCAUAGUGGGCCUCACUCCGAUGCUUGGAUGGAAUAACCUGCAGCAACUUCGUAAAAAUGGCAGCUUGAAAAAUGACACCUUGGUGGUCUGUAAGUUUGAGACCGUCAUCAGUAUGGACUACAUGGUCUACUUCAAUUUCUUUGGCUGGGUGCUGCCCCCUUUGCUACUAAUGCUCGCCAUCUAUGUUGAGAUUUUCUACAUGAUCCACAAGCAGCUCAACAAAAAGGUAACAGCAAGCCACACUGACCCGAGACGCUACUUUGGAAAGGAGCUUAAGCUGGCCAAGUCCCUCGCCCUAGUUCUGUUUCUCUUUGCAGUAAGCUGGCUCCCUCUGCACAUCCUGAACUGCAUCACUCUCUUCUGCCCGGGAUACCAUGAGGUUGGAUUCAUAUACAUCGCCAUCAUCCUCUCUCACGGAAACUCAGCUGUAAACCCCAUCGUUUAUGCUUUCCGCAUCAAGAAAUUCCGCACAGCUUUCCGGAAAAUCUGGAAACAGUACCUGCUCUGUCAGGAUCCAGUUGGUCGUCUUCCUCAAAGAGGAAGCCAGAGAGGUCAGAGUCAUGAGAGGAGGUUGAGGCAGAAUGAUGACGACGACGAUGACGUGUGACCUUUGGUAACUAAUUGGAUUGCUGUGUUACUGUCAAGUGUCAAAACACUUGUUCGCAAAGUGGAAAGGACACCGGUUUUAUUGUCAGGCUCAACAGGUUUACUGGUUGAAAUGGCUUUCAGAGGAUGUCCAAUGUGUGAAUGAUUUCCUCCAAUCACAUGCACCAACAAGGAGAGAGGAUUAAAACUCAGCUCGGGGAUGAGAUCAACACUAUAAAUCAUACUGAUUUCUCCAUUGGCUGACAAAAUACCGAUUGUGUUACAUGGGACAAGCACUCCCUCGCUUUCAAAGCCAAUUUUUUGGACUAACUAAGUGUAUAUUUGGAGCACAUGUGGUACAAUAAUAGUGUCUGCUGUAUUGUUUUCUUUUUUUUAACCUAAUUAAAACUCAUGGCCUUUUUCAUGUGAUUGAUGUCCAAUAUUUGUCCUAGUGUGUGCUACCUUAACAUGCUUUGUUCUGUGGCCUUGAGGACAGAAAAUGUAACAAAGGACUGAAGUAAAUUGUAGCCUAGUGUUAACAGUGACAGUUUGUUAAACAGGAAGUGUACUCAACAAGUUCAGCGGUGUGAGGGUAUAACUGGAACUGUUUGUAACUAAUCAAACUCGUGGACUUUACAAAUGUGUUGACCUGUUCUCAUUUCCAACUUGUCAUGUAUUAAUAAUCAGGACACAUUAUUUAGCAUCAUUGUUCAAUGUACAGCGCAGUCCAAUACAGGUCAAUAGAAGUUCCCUAAGUGAGGAAAUGAGACACUAUGAGACCAUGCGAAAAAGGGCUUCACUGACAUGCAACCGUGGCAACCAAGGAAAAAUGAGAAAAGCUUGUUGCAAAUGGAAGAUGUUUGCCUUUGUCAAUGUGAAAUGAUGUAUUUUAACCCAAACCGGUUUUUCUCCUAAGCCUUACCAAAGUGCUUAAAGAACUCAAGUCUGCACAGUUUUUAUUUGGAUCAUAUUUACUAAAUCUGGCAUUUUUCUGCAAUUUAUUCACGUUUGUAAAGAAAAAAGGCACACUGAUGAUUUAGAGGUCUCAAGAACUCCUGUAUCAAAUAUGAUACACUUGGUGUUACAGGGUUAAUGGGCAGCCAAAUCCAGUAAAAAAACACUUCAUCCUUAUUUUGGUCCAAAAUAAGGUUUAUAAAGCUUCCUCCCCCCCUGCAAGGUUUUGGAAAUGGUUGUGACCUCUCUUGUGUGUCUUUGGUGGCAGUGUUUAGUAUUUAAGAAUGCUCCCAGUUAAUUAUAUUCAGGAGUCUGUGAGUGUCGUGUUUCCUUCAUAUAUGACGUUUAUUUCCUAACAUACAAAUUAAGAGCAACUUAACUGCCCAAAUCUAACGACGCAGUGAAAAUAAAUGCAGUGCCAAAAAACACAAGGGGGAAAAAGUGGCUCCAGAUAGGUUUUUAACUCUUGUCUCAAGGGGUGAGUUUAAAAUUCACUAAUCCACCUGCCUCCUAAUGCAGGCCUUUAUUCUUCCUCACAGUGCAGAUCAGUCAUGGAGUUCUUACUGUAAAGGGGUUACCCUUCGUUUUUGGACUUGACAAAGAGGUUUCUGACCGAGUGCCAGAUUGUGAUAAAUUAGCAGUGAGAAAGGGCUUGAUGUGCUGUUAAUUAUCACAUUUGAAGAUAAGGCUUUUUGCAUUAUUGAGACCGUUUGAAUGAUAGUAGCUUAUCAAUCAAAAAUAAAAACAGCAGCGAAUUUACUUGAUGCUGAUAAUUGUAAAUUGGACAGCUGUAAUUACCACUGAUCCAGCUAUAGUAACCAUAUAACUAUACAUCAAAGCAUCAGUGUGUUUAAAAAAAAAAAUCUAUAUAUCUAUAAAACUGUGAAGGGAUGUUGGAGCAGCGCCAUCUACUAAGCUCCAUCCAAUCUUAUCAUUUAACUCUAUAAUGUACUGCACAUGUAUUACUGGAGUCCUUUCUAAUACUCACAGGUGUUAGGUAUUGGAAACAAAAAGAAAAAAAAACAUCUACUUGUGAAUCUUUGUGAGAAAUAUUUAACAGUAUAGGAUCAUUAAACUGUCUCUGUGAAUUUUUUUUUUUUUUUUUUGUUAGGCUGCUGGGUUAAACCAACCAGCACUGACCUCAAAGUGGGUGACUUUUAUUUUUAACAUAACCAAUACAUGCUGAGAUGGGACUGCUGACACCAAUAUUAUGUAGUAGCAUACGUAACUCUGUGUUUAAAUGUUAACGGGAGAUACUGUCUAAAACAGCAGCUGCAUUAUCUCUGACACGUCCUCUUGCAGCUGUUCAUCAAAUGAGCCAGUUGUGAAAUUCAUCCUCCAAGCUUCUCUGCUGUUGUGCGAGCUGCAAAUCAAAAAUAGAAGUAUGUUGCGGCGUAUGUUGAUUUAUAUACACAAAGCUGCAUAGAUUAGUAUGCAUUAGGAGUUUUUUUGACAAAGGCAGCAGACUUCUUCCCAGAGAGUCAUGUACACACACGUACAGUUUGCUCAUUGUAUUUCCAGCACCACUCAUGUACUAAUGGUUCAUUCUGUUUUUUUACUUUGUGCCCAUGCAAAUUAUUGUUAAAGCCAUUAAGUUUACAAUUUAGUUUAUGUUAAGUGUAUGACAAAGUUAAAUGUAAUUGAAUAGACUCCAUCAAAGGGUCCAUUCAAAAUUUUCACAUCAAAUUUAACUUUGAUGAAAUCGACACAUGCAAUUGCACAACUGACCAACACCACAGCAUUUUUUCAUUGUUCUGUUUUUGUUUGUUAACUAUUAGUAGACUGUGGGAAAGUGAACACAACAGGAGUGAAUGUCAUUUUGCAGUGUGAGUCCACACUGGCUGCUGCUUUCAUGUUUUUCAUUUCUAUACAUAUAAAACUGUCUGUUGUCUUUUAUUGGACCAGUGUGAAGUCUUCAAAAAUCAUUUGUGCAAUAUUCUCUAACGUUCUAUAACAGUAUCAGAAGAAAAUCUGCAGUGUACAUAUUGUACGUGUAGAAACUGUCAUUCAGAAUCAAGAGCUAUAAUAAUGGGCUCGUUUGUCGGUAUCUAAUUACUGUAUAUAGGAAUAUGUGACUCUACAGGUUAACAGGUUGAUGGAGAAGGCAGAAAGCAGAUUGCUUUUGAAUGUGCAAAGUGUUUCAGUGCACUUAGUGUUGUUUGACGUGCUGUUGGAAAAUACACAAAUCAAACACAAGACAAACAAAAUAAAGCUACUGUCACUAUGCUGACUGCAAAGAAUCUAAUGAGAAAUGGUACCAAGAAAUCUGGAUAUUACUAAAAGGAUUUCUUUUGGAUGUAAUAAAACAUUAUCCCUUGUCAUCCAGUCAAAUCAUGUUAAGGCUUAGAUAACAGGCACCACGAGAUGGCAUCAUCUGCUAAAUGUAUGACACACAUAGGUUAGCUCUUAUUUUUUUCAUGUAUUUUAGCUAUGAUUUCACAAGGAGAUUUUUGUUUGCUUGUUUGUUUGUUUAAAAUAAAACUUCUCUUACCUUUA
Messenger RNA from Pelmatolapia mariae (spotted tilapia), 4954 nucleotides. RefSeq names its product adenosine receptor A1-like. Bases 519 to 1526 code for a protein of 335 amino acids. The record is from RefSeq and is a predicted model, not a curated record. Gene Ontology annotation, biological process: G protein-coupled adenosine receptor signaling pathway. Gene Ontology annotation, molecular function: G protein-coupled adenosine receptor activity. Lineage: Eukaryota; Metazoa; Chordata; Actinopteri; Cichliformes; Cichlidae. The transcript has 3 exons. Gene Ontology annotation, cellular component: plasma membrane; synapse; dendrite.